UGUGUUGUUUCAAGAACCUCGUAUACCUCCAAAGCAUCUCCGAGAAAGCGACAUCUCUCAAAAUCUACACACACUUCUUCAGGAUAUUUCUGCUUCAAACACUAUCCACAUAUUUUUCCUUUUUUUAUUCGUAAAACGACAGUGAGAAGAGAGCAAAACUACGGAGAGAAGAAAAUGGAAGGAGGGACGAGACUCGGCCGGGCCUCCUCGAGGUACGGUCCAACCCAACCUCCGCCUGUGUUCGAUGGUCCAGUUAGAAAGUGGAAGAAGCAGUGGGUCAGUUCUCAGUCCAGUAACAGCGAUAGCAAACGGAAAAGCACCCCUCCGAUCCUCCUCUGCCGAUGGACCCCGCUUUCUUCUACUGCCACCGCCGCCGACUCCGCCAACCCUGAUCAACCGGCCAAGCGCCGUUGCCGAUACACUCCGAUUGUUCCAAUAGAAAAGGAGAAAAAGGAAGCUCAAGAAAAUGUUAGCAAUGAAGGCAGUAAAAGCAAGGAGAAUCAAUCUAAAGUCAGUGCAAACAUGGGAAGUGAUAAUAUCUUUGAAAAUCCCAGCACUGGAGAUAUCUCUAAGGAAGAUACUCAGGAGGUGAGUGAAGGUCAAUCUGAUUCAAACGACUUGGAUGGAGAAGAAGAAAGCUAAGAUGUGUAGAGAAAUGUUACAUGGAAGUUCAAGAGGCACGAACUGUUACAGUCCAAACCGACCCCCAUGCGCCCCAACUAUUCUAUUAGGGAUUAUCGUGUAGCUACAUGUAGACUCUGCCAUGUAAUUAAGAUCCAGUAUUGACAAUAGCUCUCCCUCCUCUCUUGGUGUACAAAUUAAGUACAGUUAAGAAUGAUCAUCACGACUUGCUGUUGUGUUCAAUAGUC
This is a messenger RNA of Olea europaea var. sylvestris, 869 nucleotides long. RefSeq lists its product as uncharacterized. The transcript is spliced from 3 exons. The record is from RefSeq and is a predicted model, not a curated record. Lineage: Eukaryota; Viridiplantae; Streptophyta; Magnoliopsida; Lamiales; Oleaceae. The coding region runs from base 175 to 642 and encodes 155 amino acids.